Cydia splendana is the source of this 1218-nucleotide messenger RNA. Its product is annotated as gustatory receptor for sugar taste 43a-like. Gene Ontology annotation, biological process: chemosensory behavior; sensory perception of taste; male courtship behavior. Gene Ontology annotation, cellular component: neuronal cell body; axon; membrane. The record is from RefSeq and is a predicted model, not a curated record. The coding region runs from base 68 to 1210 and encodes 380 amino acids. The transcript has 9 exons. NCBI's taxonomy places the organism in Eukaryota, Metazoa, Arthropoda, Insecta, Lepidoptera, Tortricidae.
CGCACCUAUACACAGCGGCUGGCGCUUCGAAACAUGCGCGUCGCUUGCGUCGCUGCAGGCCUGCGGGAUGACAUUGCUCAAUGCGGCAAUUAUAACUGGUAUAGUCCUUGACUUUUGCCAAGAGCCAGAAAAGCGUCUCCGAGUCGGCGCCACUUUUUUGAAGGCGGUCAUAUGGCUUACUGAGGUAGCGUUGGUUAUGGGCAUUGCGAGCCUCGCCGUGUACGCAGGGCCGGCCCAGAUGGAGUGCUUGAAGAGAGUACUGAAGCAGUUACAAAAGAUCAAAUCGGACCUGAAUCUAAACAAUCCAUUCGCUAAAACUGAAAAAAUAAAAAGUAUCAUAAUGGUUAUAUUGCUGAUGUGGGUAGUCUUCGUUAUGAUUAUGGAUGUUGUAUUUUAUUAUCCACAAAGUUUAGAAGAUGGCACGAUUACUAUAUUGUGCCUGCAUCUGUCAUUUUACGUGGCACACUUGUUGUGGUGGCUGGCGGUCCUGCGCUGGGCUCUCACAGUUGAGACCGUGCAUGGUGCAGCUGCAGCUAUCAACCAUCGCUUGCAAUCGCUUCGUCUUCCUACCAUGAAGCCAGCGCCGAUGACGCUGGAAGAGUUCCUGAGCAAACCACGCUCCAUCAGCACUCUACUACACUGCAUUACGGGUCCAGCCUUGACAGCGAAGACGACUGAAUUGGGAAUGCCAAACUUUACUUACCCAGCGCAACUGAAAACCCAGAUUCGGCGUCUCGCUCUCUCACACGAGCGUAUUGGCGACAUCAUGAGACAGAUGAACGAAACCAACGGCUUAUUGCUCAUGAUCAUACUCAUGACCACUUUCAUGAAACUGGUUGUGACGCCAUACUACAUGUUGAUAUAUGCACUUGAUGGCGAGAGAAACGUGGUGUUCGAUGUGAUGCUGUCUCUGAACUGGAGUCUCGCCAUCCUGGCUAUCCUGGUACUGACCAUAGAGCCGUGCCACAGGGUGCAUUCACAGAGAGAGCGCACCGAGGUCCUACUGAGACAGCUGACACACGUGGCUCCAAGUGGGCAGCUAAAUAAGGAAGUGGAGCAGUUCACUAAGCUGGUUGUGCUGAACAAGCCCAGGUUCACGCCGCUUGGAAUCUACACCCUGGAUCGGCCGCUUAUGGCGAUGAUGCUGAGCGGUAUAACAACGUAUUUAGUCAUCAUCAUACAGUUUCAAAAGCUCUCCCACAAACUUUAAAAUACGAC